GUGUGGGUCAACCUAACAGGUAUUCCUGCUGAGCUAGCUUUACGAGAGGGUCUAGGGAGAAUAGCGAGUUCUAUUGGUAAACCUAUGUGUAUGGAUCAUUCAGUAUCCCAGAGGUGGAAGAUAGGUGCAGUGAAGGUGUGUGUUGAAGUUAGUGCUAAGAAGCCUUUGGUAAACAAGAUCAGUAUUAAACCUGAUGAUAUGGAGGAGAUGUAUAUUGGGGUUGUUUAUUGUGGCUUACCCUGCUGUUACGCGGCCUGUGGUGUCUUUGGUCAUGAUUGUUUGAUGCCUCCUCCGGGAGCUUCAACUAGGAGAGUUUGGAGACCGAAGAAACUCCAGGUUGCACCAUUACAAGAGGUGAUUAAUGUGGUUUCUGAUCAACCAGCUGGGGAGGGAGUAUCAGAGAAAGAUGUGGUUACUGUUGAGACUGCUGGGGAGGGAGUGUCCGAGAAGGGUAAGGAAGUAGUUGUUGAUUCCACACCUCCAGUCACUCUGAGUGCACUUCCCUCGCAGGAGGAGUUUAACAAAGUCAUAAAUGGAGCUAAAUCGAAGUCUGUCCCCAGGAAAUCUACACCUAUCUUGCACUCUAAUGCCUUUGAUCUGCUUUGUGGAAGGGACAUCAAAUUGCAGGCUCCAUAGAAGAAACUUGGUGGGCUUGAGGGGCUUAGAAGUAAGGGAGCCACUAAGGUGGCUGCUCCUCAUAGAUGACUUCUCUCAUAUGGAACACAAGGGGCUUUAACAUCCCCUUGAAGCACGCUGCUGUGCUUAAAUACAUAAGAGUUCAUAAG
This is a messenger RNA of Linum trigynum, 785 nucleotides long. The record is from the annotation of a GenBank genome assembly. Lineage: Eukaryota; Viridiplantae; Streptophyta; Magnoliopsida; Malpighiales; Linaceae.